Messenger RNA from Lipotes vexillifer (Yangtze River dolphin), 489 nucleotides. RefSeq names its product chromosome unknown C3orf18 homolog (gene CUNH3orf18). The record is from RefSeq and is a predicted model, not a curated record. The coding region runs from base 1 to 489 and encodes 162 amino acids. The transcript has 4 exons. NCBI's taxonomy places the organism in Eukaryota, Metazoa, Chordata, Mammalia, Artiodactyla, Lipotidae.
AUGGACUCCAGGAUCCCAUCUGCUAGGAGCUGGAUCAGCAGCCACCCACCCACCUCUGAACCUGACCUGGAGCCUGCCACAGAUGGGCCAGCUUCCGAGACCACGACACUCAGCCCAGAAGCCACCAGCUUUAAUGACACCAGAAUCCCUGACGUGGCUGGUGGCACAGCCGGCGUGGGCACAAUGCUUCUGUCCUUUGGGAUCAUCACAGUGAUUGGCCUGGCUGUGGCCAUGGUUUUGUACAUCAGGAAGAAGAAGAGGCUGGAGAAGCUGCGCCACCAGCUCAUGCCUAUGUACAACUUCGACCCCACGGAGGAGCAAGAUGAACUGGAGCGGGAGCUGCUGGAGCACGGGCGGGACACUGCCUCCGUGCAGGCCGCCACCGCUGUGCAGGCCACGCUGGCCAAGACCACUCUCCCCUCUCAGGGCCCAAUGCAGAGGCCCAGCCGGCUGGUGUUCACUGAUGUAGCCAAUGCCAUCCACGCGUGA